AUGGUCGAUCCCACCCAACUCCAAGACGCGUCCGCGGAGGAGGCCACAAGGGCGGGGCGGAAGCGGCCACGUAUUGACAUGGCACCAGAUGCAGGUCAGCGCAAACGCGGCAAGUCGAUGUUCGCGCUCGCUCUAGGUACGCUUACGAAGGCGAAGAACGAGGACCGACAGAGGAACCAAAGCGAUGCGGUAAAAAAGCGGCAAGAGAUCGAGCAGCGACUGCAAGACAAGCUGCGCAAAGAGACGGACAGCGUACGGCGUGCCGAGGAGGCGAAGAAGGACAAGACUGCCGCGAACCGCAAGGAAGAGGAGCUGCAACUCAAGGACUCUAUCUACAAACUGCGCCGAACACGUCUCCCUCUCCUCGCCAAUUUCUUGCUCACCUCUGACACGAUCCCUAACAUCCCGCCCACCGACCGCUCCUCACCUCCCCCAGCCCCCAGCGAAGCCCCACAAGAUGCGGACCCAGCAGCCGCCACCGCCCGGGCUUCCAAGGCGCCCGCACUGGCGGCCCCGCUCCGCUCGCACCCUCCACCAUUGUACUACCUCCCCGCCAUCCUCACGCCCGCACAAGAGGCAUUCCUCAAGAGGAGAAAGGAGGAGGUGGCAGCAGCGGCUGACGUAGAAUGGACCGCCUUCGUCGAUGAGCGCACGGCGGGCGUUUCAGAGAUCACACGCCUCCGAGAACGCGUCGGGGAGGAAGACACACGAACGAAGGGCCCCAAGACGACGCAGGAAGACGAGUCACAGUCUGAGUCAAAGAACGCGUCAGCGGGGGGCACAGCUGCCCCUGCGCAGAACGGCGCAAAUCCUCCGAAGGAGGCCGCGGACGACGCGAAGAUGGAGGUGGACGACGAGGCCGCGAAGAAGAGCGAGCAGAAGGAGAGACCGGUGGUGGCAGCGCCCCCGGUGGACGAGGACGAUGCGGUUGAGUAUUAG
Fomitopsis serialis is the source of this 939-nucleotide messenger RNA. RefSeq lists its product as uncharacterized. Bases 1 to 939 code for a protein of 312 amino acids. Gene Ontology annotation, cellular component: catalytic step 2 spliceosome. NCBI's taxonomy places the organism in Eukaryota, Fungi, Basidiomycota, Agaricomycetes, Polyporales, Fomitopsidaceae. The transcript has 5 exons. The record is from RefSeq and is a predicted model, not a curated record.